This is a messenger RNA of Nannospalax galili (Upper Galilee mountains blind mole rat), 2376 nucleotides long. RefSeq names its product DEP domain containing 1B (gene Depdc1b). The transcript has 11 exons. The record is from RefSeq and is a predicted model, not a curated record. Gene Ontology annotation, biological process: positive regulation of Wnt signaling pathway; intracellular signal transduction. Lineage: Eukaryota; Metazoa; Chordata; Mammalia; Rodentia; Spalacidae. The coding region runs from base 99 to 1688 and encodes 529 amino acids.
UUCAUGCCGUCCAAUCGGCGCCCGGAGCCCGCAGGCUUGCAAUUCAAACUGCAGCGCGGCGAAUCCAGGGACCCUAGCUGGCCGGUCGCGCACCGGCGAUGGAGCAUCGCAUCGUGGGGCCCGGGCCGUACCGGGCCACCAAGCUGUGGAAUGAAACCGUGGAGCUUUUUCGUACCAGGAUGCCUUUACGGAAGCACCGUUGUCGCUUCAAGAGUUAUGAAUGUUGCUUCACAGCUGCUGAAGCUGUGGACUGGCUGCACGAGCUGUUGAGGAACAGUCAAAACUUUGGGCCCGAGGUGACUCGCAAACAAACAAUUCAGUUGCUGAAAAAAUUCCUGAAGAAUCACGUUAUUGAAGACAUCAAGGGAAAAUGGGGUCAGGAAGAUUUCGAAGACAACCGUCACUUAUACAGAUUUCCUCCUUCCUCACCCCUGAAACCAUACCCAAAGAAACCUCCAUAUCAGAAGGAUGUUAUUAAAUUUCCAGAAUGGAAUGAUCCCCCACCAGGCACUUCACAAGAGAACAUCCCAGUGAGGCCGAUUGUGAUGAAUUCUGAGAUGUGGUUCAAGCGUCACAGUAUUGCUAUUGGAGAGGUGCCAGCCUGCCGUCUUGUCCACCGCAGACAGCUGACGGAGGCCAAUGUGGAGGACAUCUGGAAGUCCAUGACUCUGUCGUAUUUACAGAAAAUCCUUGGCCUAGAUUCCUUAGAAGAAGUUUUAAAUGUCAAACUUGUCAACUCCAAAUUCAUCAUCCAUAAUGUAUAUAGCGUUAGCAAGCAGGGAGUUGUCAUCCUGGAUGACAAAUCAAAAGAGCUUCCUCAUUGGGUACUGUCAGCCAUGAAGUGUUUGGCAAAUUGGCCCAACUGUUCAGACUGGAAGCAGCCUAUGUACCUGGGAUUUGAAAAAGAUGUCUUUAAAACGAUAGCAGAUUACUAUGGCCAUCUGAAGGAGCCGUUACUUACAUUUCAUCUUUUUGAUGCUUUUGUCAGUGUGUUAGGUUUGUUACAGAAAGAGAAAAUGGCAAUUGAAGCAUUUCAGAUUUGUUGUCUCCUUCUGCCUCCUGAAAAUAGGAGAAAGUUACAGCUGUUGAUGAGGAUGAUGGCAAGGAUCUGCUUAAACGAAGAGAUGCCACCACUGUGUGAUGGCUUUGGCACCCGGACACUGAUGGUUCAGACAUUUUCCCGGUGCAUCUUGUGUUCUAAGGAUGAAGUAGACUUGGAUGAGUUACUAGCUGCUAGGUUGGUAACAUUUCUGAUGGACAAUUACCAGGAGAUUCUGAAAGUCCCUUUGGCCUUGCAGACCUCCAUAGAGGAACGUGUGGCUCAUCUGCGAAGAGUCCAGAUAAAAUACCCUGGAGCGGAUAUGGAUAUCACUUUGUCUGCUCCUUCAUUUUGCCGUCAAAUUAGUCCUGAGGAAUUUGAACAUCAGCGGGCGUAUGGUUCUCAGGAGCCCCUGGCAGCCCUAUUGGAAGAAGUCAUAGCAGACGCCAAACUGUCCAAAAAAGAGAAGAAGAAAAAGCUGAAACAGUUUCAGAAAUCUUAUCCUGAAGUCUACCAAGAGCGAUUUCCUACACCAGAAAGCGAAGCCCUUCUUUUUCCUGAAAAACCCAAACCCAAACCACAGCUGUUCAUGUGGGCACUGAGAAAGCCUUUCCAGCCAUUUCAAAGAACCAGAAGUUUUCGGAUGUGAUGCUCUGCUGUGAUGGAACUUAGAGACCUCAAUGCUGGUGAUGGCUUUGAAUCAGUGAGUGAUGACUACAAGAAGAAAAGCCAAUGAUACAAAUUACUGAAAUAUGGGCUUUCAGAGAAUAGUCAGAUUAGCUGACAGAACGUUGAGCCAUUGUCAGUAUUUUUUAUAAAACUCAGUGUUGUUUUUAAUGUACAAAUCAUUAAAAAAAUGUAAUUUAGUUGUAUAAUGUCAAUAGUAACAGGUUUGGAGUUGUUACUGAAAUCCAAGGAUAAAGUAUCACUGUUCUUUUAUUUUAUUUUAUUUUUUUGUGGUGUGUAAAAUAAUUGCGUGUACAUCCUUAUCACUGAUAUCUUUGCUAAACAAAGUCUAAAGGACAGUGUAUAUACUUGAAUAAGAACAACACUGGUGCUGUUACUGUGAGGUCAUUGACUUAACUGCCGAUUGUGAUUUUUCCUGUGUAUUUUCCAUUUUUGCUAUUGCACAAAAUUUCUUAAUGUCUUGUGAUAGUUUUUUAUUGCAGAUUUGUCGCAUGUUGUGACGGUUACUAAAGCUGGUUCUUGUAUUACAGUGUAUUGGUUGGCAUUUGCCUCUAAGUAGAGUAGAUGUUCAUCCACCUAUAAAGGCAUAAUUUAAGUCUUAGCUAAAGAUGAAAGUGAAUAAAUUCUUUGGGUUCCCUUGCACCUGUAAA